UGGGCUGUACUGAGCCGUACUGGGCUAUACAGGGCCUUACUGGGCUUAAUUGGGUUGUACUGGGCAUUGCUGAGCUGUACUGAGCUUUACUGGGCUGGGCUGGGCUGUGCUGGGCCUUACUGGGCUGGGCUGGGCUAUACUGGACCUUACUGGGCUGGGCUGGGCUAUACUGGGCUGUACUGAGCCUUACAGGGCUCUGCCGGGGUGUACUGGGCCUUGCUGAGCUAUUCUGGGCCUUACUGGGCUGCACUGGUUUCUGCUGGGCUGCACGUGGCUGUGCUGGGCUUUGCUGGAUGGUACUGGACUGUACUGGGCUGUGCUGGGCCCUGCGGGGUUAUACUGAGCCUUAUUGGGCCGUGCUGGGCUGUGUUGGGCCUUACUGGGUGGUACUGGGAUGUACUGGGCUGUGCUGGACCUUACUGGGUGGUACCGGGUUGGACCGGGCUGUGUUGAGCUUUACUGGGUUUUACAGGUCUAUACUGGCUUGUGCUGGACCUUACUGGGCUGCACUGGGUUGUCCUGGGCUGAGGCUGUGCCAAGCCUUACUGGGUUGUACUGGGCCAUACUGGUCUGUGCUGGUCCGUACUGGGUCAUGCUGGGCUGUACUGGCCCAUACUGGGAUGUACUGGGUUGUACUGGGCUUUACUGGGCUUGUAGUGGGGCAGUUUAUAUCGGUGUGUGCUGGUCCGUCGUGGCCCCUUCUGGUUUGUACUGGGCUGUACUGGGCCAUUCUGCACUAUACUGGGCUGUGCUGGGUCAUACUGGCCCAUACUGGUUUAUACUGGGCCAUGCGUGGUUGUGCUUGUGGUGACUCUUACUGGGCCAUACUGGGCUGGUCUCUACUGGGCCACGCUGGAACGUACUGGGCUCUGCUGAACUGUACUGGUUUGUACUGGGCUGUGCUGGGCCAUACUGGGCACUCUUCCAGGCCUUACCGGGCCAUACUGGGGUGUACAGAGCCGCGCUGGGCUGGACUGGUGCGUACUGGUCCGUACUGGCCCAUCCCCUGUCCCCACAGGCCCCGCCGCGAGCCCCGGACGGGACCGAGAUGGAGCCGUGAGAGGAGGCUCCGCCGCCCGCCCCCCGUCCGCCGCCCCCCGCCCCCCCCCCCCGGCGCCGCCGGCGGAGGAUGGCGAAGCUGCUGGUGCCGCUGGUGGUGCUGGGGGCGGUGGCGGGGGCCCAGCGCUGCCCCCCCCGCUGCCUGUGCCCGGCGGCCGCCCCCAGCCCCACGCUGCUGUGCGCCCGCACGGGGCUGCUGGCCGUGCCGCCCAGCCUGGACCGCGGGGCGGUGGAGCUGCGCCUGGCCGACAACUUCAUCGGGGCCGUGGGGCGCGCCGACUUCGCCAACAUGAGCAGCCUGGUGCACCUCACGCUGUCCCGCAACGGGCUGCGGCGCCUGGCGCCCGGCGCCUUCGCCGACCUGCGCGCCCUGCGCGCGCUGCACCUGGACGGCAACCGGCUGCCGGCGCUGAGCGGGGCGCAGCUGCGGGGCCUGGCCAGCCUGCGGCACCUCAUCCUGGCCAACAACCAGCUGGCCGCCAUCGAGCCCGCCGCCUUCGCCGCCUUCGCCGCCACCGUGGAGGACCUGGACCUGUCGCACAACAACCUGCCGGCGCUGCCCUGGGAGGCGGUGGCCGGCAUGGCGAGCCUGGCCACGCUGACGCUCGACCACAACCUGCUGGAGCGCGUCCCCGCCGGCGCCCUGGCUCGCUUGCCGCGCUUGGCCCGCCUG
Oxyura jamaicensis (ruddy duck) is the source of this 1732-nucleotide messenger RNA. Its product is annotated as leucine-rich repeat and fibronectin type III domain-containing protein 1-like. The annotation marks the transcript as partial. NCBI's taxonomy places the organism in Eukaryota, Metazoa, Chordata, Aves, Anseriformes, Anatidae. Gene Ontology annotation, molecular function: protein binding. The transcript is spliced from 2 exons. The record is from RefSeq and is a predicted model, not a curated record.